This is a messenger RNA of Stylophora pistillata, 2476 nucleotides long. Its product is annotated as piggyBac transposable element-derived protein 4. The record is from RefSeq and is a predicted model, not a curated record. NCBI's taxonomy places the organism in Eukaryota, Metazoa, Cnidaria, Anthozoa, Scleractinia, Pocilloporidae.
UUCCAAGCCUCUGUCAAAUAAAAACAAUCGCCAUCUUGGAUUUUUAUAGUUUGUUUUGAAUUGGACGCGUUUUCACCGAAUUUUUUCAAGUUUUUUCGAGUCCCUUUGGCACGAAAAUUUCCCGGGAAAAUUGAAGGGCUGUGUAAAUAUGUCUGUGAAUAGUAGAAGCUAUACAGUAGAAGAAGUGCUUUUACAUUUGGAUGGUGACUUCGAUAUUCCCGACGAAGGAGUUAAUUCAGACGUUGAAUGGCUCGAUGAUGAGGAUUUUGAGGAGCCUGAUCUUAUUUUGCCUGCGGACUCAGUCGCUCUACCCGACGAGGAGGAAGAGGAAAUAGAUCUUCGAACUGUUCAAAUUGAAGAAGCCGACGAUUUCGAUGAGGAGGUGGUAAGAGGGAGACCUAGCAAUGUAAGUGUGGAAGAAUUUAGUUGGUCUGAUGACAGGUCUGAAAUAAACAUUCCUGGGUUUUCAAAAGCAGUAGGGCCAAAUACCAUCUUACCAGUAGGCGCUUUGGCUCUUGAUUUCUUUCUUCUUUUUGUGAGUAAUCGGAUCCUUCAAAAUAUAUUGAGGGAAACAAAUCGCUAUGCCUCCCAGACUUUGCAAUCUAAGGGUAAAGAUCCUUCCACUUGGAAGCAAGUGUCUAUGGAAGAGCUGAAGGCAUUUUUUGGACUUCUCAUAGGAAUGAGUAUCCACAGACUACCUUGUUUACGGGACUAUUGGUCUUCGGACUGGGUUUUGGGUGUUCCAGCAUUCUCAAAGGUCAUGCCUCGAAACAGAUUUUUGGACAUUUGGAACAAUAUUCAUCUGUGUGACAACACAAAAAUGCCAAGGCCUGGAGACAGUAACUUCGACAAGCUCUUCAAAGUUAGGGAAUUUAUUGAGGAUUUGAAAACAAAUUUUCAAAUAAACUAUGCCCCUCACCGUGAGCAAGCUGUGGAUGAAGCUAUGAUAAAAUAUAAAGGUCGCACUUCCCUCAAGCAAUACAUGCCCAUGAAGCCCAUCAAACGUGGCAUCAAAAUGUGGUGUAGGGCAGAUAGCACUAAUGGAUAUUUGUGUGACUUUGAUAUCUACACUGGGAAGACACAACAAGGAGUUCAACAUGGACUAGGUUACUCAGUUGUCACUAAGUUAUGUGAAACCAUAAAAGGUCACUGGUAUGCCAUUUUUUGUGACAACUUUUUUACCUCGUACAGAUUGAUUGAAGAUUUGUAUCAGAAUAAAACACUGUGUUGUGGGACUUUGCGGUCAGGGCGUAAGGAAUUUCCCCGAUGUCUCUUUGACAAGGAUCGCAUAAAGUCAAUGAAGAGAGGUGAUGUAUUUUGGCAAAUGAAAGGUCCAGUACUUGCAAUUACCUGGAUGGAUAAGAAGGCAGUGCAUGCAGCAGGCACUUACACACAAGCACCUCAAGAGAACCUUCCAGAGGUCAACCGGAAACAAAGAGAUGGAACAAUUCAACGAAUUACCUGUCCCCAGCUUAUCUCGUCCUACAACACAUACAUGGGUGGUGUAGACAAGAAUGAUCAGAUGAAAUCCUACUACACCAUUCCUGUAUCUGGAAAGAAAUGGUGGAUUAGAAUUUUGUUUGAUCUUAUUGACAGGAGUAUUUUCAAUAGUUUUAUUUUGGAACAGGAGUCACCCAAUCAUGGAAAGAGAAACCUGAAAUCCUUUCGCAUUGACUUAGCAAAGCAACUAAUUGGUGACUUUUCCUCUCGAAGGAAACGUGGGAGGCCCUCUGAUGAGCCAUUGUUGUUGUGCAAUGUAGAAAGGCACUUUCCUGAGUACCUUCCAACAAAUGAAAGUGGGAAGAGAAAGGAAAGAAGGUGUAAAGUAUGUUUUGAUUCUGGUGUGAGGAAGAUGACAAGUUACUUCUGCCCAGAAUGUAAUGUCGGUCUUUGUGCUGCACCAUGUUUCCGCACCUUUCAUCAAUAAUUUUGGCAAGAAUCUAAAGUUUCUGACUCUUAACCACAGUUACAUUGUGCUAAGUUGAUAAAAUUAUGUUUAUUUUUGUAAUUGCCAAAGAAAUGGUGACUUGGAUGCCAAGUUUUGGUUUUGAUGGAUUGCGUUACUUGUCACAUGUCAUGACUAGACUUGAAAUUUGAACCUUGUAAAUAAUUGCUUCCAUCAAGUUAACUUUUUAAAAUAUUAAACAUAAACACAGGUUUGAUUUUGAUUAUAGCAAGCAUUUUUCCCAUAAAAAAUGGAGGUUCCAUAACAAUUCAAAAACACUCAUUAUUAUCUUGUGUGACAGUACCUUAGCAAGUGAUGUCAUCUGACAGGUGUCAGUCAAAGUCUAAUAUUUUUCCAAUCACUUCAUAACAAAGAAUGGUGAUUGGUAUACUUGUGUGAGAAAUUUCAUUAUCUUAUGUCUUAAGAGGAAUAUUUUAGCCAUUUUAAAAGAAUUGUUGGUAGAAAAUCCUCUGUGCAGUGAAAAUAAAUUUGGGCCACAAAGGGUUAAGGUAUGUCGAAAUCAAAGAUAGC